AUGUCCAUUUCACAGAAAGAGCAGCCAGGUUGCUUCAUGGUGGACCUGCUGCAUGCCUACAUGAUGGUGCCAUGGAUAGCUCUUGUUUGUGCCAGCCCUGUACCUGAUACCUCUUGUGGCGGGGCGCACGGGGAGGGGGCGCGGCGAACGCGCGUGUGCGCGGUUCAUGUGUGGGCCCGCGGGGGCGCGCGCGCGGUUAGCGGGCAGCGAGGGUCGCCUGGGCGGCGCGCAGCACGGCGGGAACAUGGCGCGCGGAACUGGCGCGCGCGCCUAGCUGGCGGGACCAUUAUUAGAUCGAGGCGGACGCGGCCCGGACCCCGUGGAUAUGGAGCAGUCGCCGCCGCUGGCGCCGGAGCCCACCCAAGGGCCAACCACCGCAAGGAGCUGAAGGCGGCGGGAGCCCGAGUCGCCGCUGGCGUCGGUGCCGGCUUUUCUGGCUUUGCCUGCCCAGCUGCUCCAUGCCAGGAGGAGGAGGAGACACCUAGAACCUGCGACACCAUGGCUCGCCUCGCUGCGGGUGGGUGGCAGCAACGGAGACUGCAGUGCGCCGGAGCGCAAACAUAUGACAUGGACAAAUAUGUGCAAACACAAAAUCACUGCAGUAUAUUAGAGUGGAAAUGCAAUGGCAGCAUUAUUUUUCAUGUAGGUUCUACCCAUGUAACAGAUGAGGAAACCAAGGAGCACAGUUAUUUACUAACUCGCACAAGGUUCGAGGCCGAGCUCAGACCUGUGGAGCAGAAGCUGAGUGCGCUGCGGUCCCUGCUGGCCCAGAGGCCCUUCUUCGAGGUGCCCUCACCCCUGGGCGCCGUGGACCUGUACGAGUAUGCAUGCGGGGAUGAGGACCUGGAGCCACUGUGACGGCACCCAUGAGAACACCGCCGCAGGGCCGCUCCACACGUGCCACAGCCACCACUGGGACACCGCCGCUUGUGUAAAAACUGUUGUCUUUUGUGGAAAAUGAGUGCGUUUGCAUGGAAUGAUAAAUUUUUAUUUAUUCACAGAA
This is a messenger RNA of Pan troglodytes (chimpanzee), 1003 nucleotides long. RefSeq lists its product as uncharacterized. The transcript has 7 exons. The coding region runs from base 1 to 858 and encodes 285 amino acids. The record is from RefSeq and is a predicted model, not a curated record. NCBI's taxonomy places the organism in Eukaryota, Metazoa, Chordata, Mammalia, Primates, Hominidae.